Molecule: messenger RNA, 942 nt
Organism: Caenorhabditis remanei
Lineage: Eukaryota; Metazoa; Nematoda; Chromadorea; Rhabditida; Rhabditidae
Exons: 2
Coding region: 1-942 (313 amino acids)
Biological process (GO): embryo development
Molecular function (GO): protein binding
Source: RefSeq, a predicted model, not a curated record
AUGUCUUCUCCAUUUCCCCUCCUCCGUCUUCCUCGAUUGGUCCUGUUCGAUGUAUUCAAAUCGUUGAGUAUUGGAGAGAAAAUCAAGCUCUCCCUCUGCUCCAAGAAAAUCUCUACUCAAAUCAAUAAUGCUCGUUUGUACUCUCAAACUGUUAUUGUCGAUCUUGACUGUUUAAGCCACAAAAUCAGUGUUCACUUUGAAAAUAACAAAGACACAUUUGACAUUUUCAGUUAUCUAGAUACCUGGAAAGGUCACAAUUCAAAUGCUCAACAAUUUUCUAUCACAUGUUGUACUGUCGCAGUUACCUCUAUCCAAAACGGCAUCCAAAUAUUCUGGAAAAAUCGUCAAGAAGGAUUUCUAUCUGUUAUUCAACAUCUAUCACAGAUGUUUCAAUGCAAGAUUUCCACUAGUUUUAAUUGUCAUUUUAGUGAUUUAUUACAACCAACAAUUUCAAAGUUGUUUGAUCUACAACUGGAAUUCAAGAUGCUCUGUAUUUGUCUUGAUGGAUCGAAAGAUGAAAACUUGUUUAACCAGAUAUCCAGUAAUUUGAAAUUAGUUGAGUAUCUUAGCAUCUCAUCUAGUUUCAAUACUGGUUUCAAACCAGUUUUCACUUCAUGGCCACAAAAAAUUAGUAUCACGAGUUCCGCUUGGUUCACUCUUGAAUAUCUCUUGGCGUGCACUUCCACUACAAUUACACUCGGGUGGUCACAUUUGAAAAACAAGGAUUUGGAUGAGAUACUCAAGAAUUGGAAGGCUGGAGAAUUUCCGAAUCUCGAGCGUCUGAAGAUCCAGAGUCGAAAUAUCACAAGUUUUGGAGCGACAAUUUUGGGAAUGAAUUUGAGGGAAUUAAACGGAAUGGUCAUCCAAACUGAUGAUGGAUCAAAAAAGGCAACUAUAAAACUAGACUUCGAUACUAUUGAAAUGUCUGUGACUUCAUUUUAA